CACAUGAACACAAAGCUCCGGUCAAAAAGGAGCUGAAAGAAAUUGUCUAAAACUGCGCUUUCAAUUCAAGGCUGGCAAAAUCCUCAAACCACGCGCUUAUCUCUGGAAUCUGGGAGGAUUUAGAGCUAAUUUUUCCGCAUCCAUGAAUUCGAGACACACUUUGACUUUUGGCUUUUGGCUUUGACUUUGGCUUCUUCUCCUCCAUUUCAUCGCUCGUUCUCUCCAUCCACCGCUUUGAUUAGUCGGGAUCUGGACAGCAUCGGCGAAUCAUCCGCCUCCGCCUCCGCCUCCGCCUCCGCCGAUCCCCCAUCCAUCCCGCGAGCGCCGCCGUCGUUGCUUCCGCCGCAUCCUGAUUUACAAAGCAAAAGAAAAAUGGUGUGCGGAUACUGAACAGGCAGAAUUACAGGAAAAAUAUGGAGGAGGAUCAAUCAGCCACGUAUAGCGUCGAUGACGCGCUUCUGUCAUCAGGUUUUGGGAGGUACCAAAUAUUGAUUCUUUCAUAUGCCGGGGUCGGCUUGAUUGCAGAAGCAAUGGAGAUGAUGCUACUAUCAUUUGUUGGUCCAUCAGUACAGUUAGAAUGGAAGCUUACUUCACAUCAGGAAAGCAUGAUUACAAGCAUUGUUUUUGUUGGAAUGCUAAUAGGAGCUUACACUUGGGGUGUAGUUUCAGACAACUACGGAAGGAGGAGAGGAUUUCUCUUUACCGCCAUCGUGACUAGUGGAGCUGGAUUCCUCAGUGCUUUUGCACCUAACUAUGUGUCACUAAUUUCUCUAAGAUUUCUAGUUGGUAUUGGAUUGGGAGGGGGACCUGUCCUUGCAUCUUGGUUCUUGGAAUUUGUUCCUGCUCCAACUAGAGGAACUUGGAUGGUAGUAUUUUCUGCCUUUUGGACUGUUGGGACCAUCUUCGAGGCUUCUCUUGCUUGGACAGUAAUGCCCAAAUUUGGCUGGAGGUGGUUGCUAGCAUUAUCUGCUGUCCCAUCUUUCGUCCUGCUUUUAUUUUAUGUUAUUACACCAGAGUCACCAAGGUUCCUAUGCAUGAAAGGCAGAGUAACAGAAGCCAUGGAUGUACUGGAGAAAAUGGCUAGAUUGAACAAUGUACAGCUCCCCUCUGGAAGGCUUGUAUCUGACAAAAACAUUGAGCUAGAUGAACUUUCAACAUCUGAGUCUACAACACUUCUUGCUGAUGCUGAAGAAGAUGACACCAUCAUUGAAGACAAAGUUUCCAGUUUUGGAGGUUUGUCCGUCGCGAAGCUGCUGUCGCCAAAAUUGAUACGUGCAACUCUGCUCCUGUGGAUGACUUUCUUUGGAAAUGCAUUUUCCUAUUAUGGAAUUGUUCUGCUCACAUCGGAGUUAAGUAACGGUAAUAGGAUAUGUGCAAAAGAGGAGGUUGAAUCCAUACACUCAAAUGAUGCAAGCUUAUACAAAAACGUUUUUAUAUCUAGCUUUGCAGAGAUUCCAGGAUCAUUUUUGUCAGCCAUGAUUGUGGAUAGGAUUGGUAGAAAGCUGUCAAUGGCAUCAAUGCUCUUCACAAGCUGUGUUUUCUUAUUCCCACUAAUUUUCUCCCGAACGGAUAUACUAACAAGAGUCUCCCUAUUUGGAGCCCGGCUUUGCAUAUCUGCUAGCUUUACAAUUGUAUACAUAUAUGCUCCAGAGAUUUACCCAACCUCUGUCAGAACAACCGGAAUUGGCGUGGCGAGCUCUGUAGGUAGGAUUGGAGGCAUCCUCUGUCCUCUCGUCGCUGUUGCUCUAGUACACAGCUGCCAGCAGACGACAGCGAUCCUUCUCUUUGAGCUUGUAAUCUUCCUCUCCGGGUUGGCUGUCUCAUUUUUCCCUUUUGAGACAAAAGGCUGUAGACUUAACGACACCGAAGUCGUUAUGAAUUGAUGAGGUGAUUGUAUUGUCAUACCAUUUUUUCUGUGCUGAGUACGAAGUUCCCCUGUUAAUUGAACAUUUCCAGCAAUGUGCUAAGGGUGAUAUUGUUCAGUCUUCGAAAUCAAUUGUUGUUACAUAAUAAAGCCUUUUUCUAGGUUCAUGCCCCCAAAAAUGUGCACGCACAAGUUUGAAGUUAAGGGGUGUUUAA
Oryza sativa Japonica Group (Japanese rice) is the source of this 2079-nucleotide messenger RNA. The record is from RefSeq and is a predicted model, not a curated record. Lineage: Eukaryota; Viridiplantae; Streptophyta; Magnoliopsida; Poales; Poaceae.